Messenger RNA from Ramularia collo-cygni, 258 nucleotides. RefSeq lists its product as uncharacterized. NCBI's taxonomy places the organism in Eukaryota, Fungi, Ascomycota, Dothideomycetes, Mycosphaerellales, Mycosphaerellaceae. The transcript is spliced from 2 exons. The record is from RefSeq and is a predicted model, not a curated record. The coding region runs from base 1 to 258 and encodes 85 amino acids.
AUGGCGUUACCGGUCCCACUUUGCAGCCGAAACAGAGAAAACACAUUCACAGUAUCAGCAAACGAAGCUCGUCAAGCAUCAUCGCUAGCGGAGAGUCGGCAGAACUCUCAAACAUCACACCCCAAUGCGUGGAGAGACUGUAGUCGGACUGAACGAACCACUUUUCGUCGAAGUGCUGGUUUCAUUCAUGCACCGUGCACGCUAGUCUCUCAUCGAAAGACAGCUGAACAGCAAGCGACUGCCCUUCUUGAUACUUAA